AUGUAUGUCUGUCUACAGGCAUGCAAAGAUGGCUAUAGGGUUGGUUGUAGGAGGAUAAUAGGUUUAGAUGAAUGUUUCUUGAAGGGCUACUUUGGUGGAUAUCUACUGGAAGCUAUUGGGAUAGAUGCAAAUAAUGUCAUCUGUCCUAUUGCAUAUGCUGCAGUCGAAAGUGAAAACCAAGCAUCAUGGCUCUGGUUCUUAGAGUUGCUCACAUUAGACUUGGAAAUUGUGAGCUCAUACCAGAUAUCUUUCAUGUCUGAGAAACAAAAGUUUGUUCCAUCACAUGCUAAUGGGGAUAGGUAUCAGGUUGAAUGUGGUCCAGGCAGUCAGCGUAUGGUGGACUUAGUUAAGAAUUCCUGCUCCUACAGGAAUUGGGAUCUUACUGGCAUCUUUUGCAUGUAUGCAGUGGUUGUUAUUCAUCUAAAAGAUGAGUUCCUAGAAACUUAUGUACAAACCUGGUACACCAAGCAAACCCAACUUGCCAUUUACUCCAACUUCAUAAAGCCAGUAAGGGGUCCUAAACAAUGGGCGUUUGUGCCAAACAUGCUGCCAAUACUACCUCCUACACUAAAAAAGCCACCUAGCAAACCUACUAAGGUGAGAAGGAAAGAACUUGAUGAACCACAAACAAUAGAAAGGCUGACCAAGAGAGGGGUGGAAAUGAGGUUAAAAGACACAAAAUUGGUGCCCACAACCAAGUGGUUGCCCUAA
Messenger RNA from Gossypium raimondii (Peruvian cotton), 711 nucleotides. RefSeq lists its product as uncharacterized. The record is from RefSeq and is a predicted model, not a curated record. The transcript has 3 exons. Bases 1 to 711 code for a protein of 236 amino acids. NCBI's taxonomy places the organism in Eukaryota, Viridiplantae, Streptophyta, Magnoliopsida, Malvales, Malvaceae.